This is a messenger RNA of Aureobasidium vineae, 801 nucleotides long. The record is from the annotation of a GenBank genome assembly. NCBI's taxonomy places the organism in Eukaryota, Fungi, Ascomycota, Dothideomycetes, Dothideales, Saccotheciaceae.
AUGCAUUCCUCCACCAAAAAGUGGAAGGCUCCCCGGGUCAAGGCCCGCGAGGAGGGCCAACGCAAGCUCAAAGCCAGAAAGCACAUAUGUCCUGAAUCGCCCUUCUUCACGGAGCAUUUCAAUUUCCAACAGCACGAUACAAAGAUGCUCAAGGAGAAGGAGAUGUAUCUUGAGCGACUUGUACCCGUCCACAUCCCAGUCGAGCCUNUUCAGGGGAUGAUCUUCGCCCCCGUUGUGCUUGAGGUCUUCGACGAAGACUAUCAAUACAACGAUCCUUCAUCUCUCGAGGGCAAGUUCUUGCAGACUUCGUGCAGUCCGGUACUCUGUAUGCCCACCGUCUGGCAGAGAGACUUCGAUCAGAACAAAUACUUCGUGUACCCGGCCAACGCUCACACAACCUCCACCGUCGCCCUCUUCCCUUCCACUCAGGAGCUGAAGUUCGAAGGCAAUGACAGAAUCGCAACCAGCAUCGAUCACCGCCGUUACUUCCCUGCACCUCGUCAUCCAUGCAACCAAACCGUUAAUUGGACUGUCCGCCCAUAUCUGAAGCCUCAUCAGUUUGACCAGAUCCUGGAGAGCCACGCUCCCACUGAGGAGGAGAUCUUCACAUACGAUUGGGAGAUUGGUCUCCCCAACGAUGAAGAUCUUCAGGUCGGUCGUCCAGUUCCAGUCAACAAGGAGAAUGGCAAUUCUGGCGAUGAAGACGUCAACAAUGACGAUCCUUACGAUGGUAUCAAAGCUACUCGCCUGCUUGGUCACGACCUCCUCGCAGCUCUCGACCCCAAGAACGUCUAUUUCUGA